GGAUUAGAAGGAACAAUGAGACAUCCUGGGUUUUAUGCGGGGGCGGAGGACAAGCUGGGCUGGGCGUUCGGUCUGGGCCUGGAGAGGCUGGCGAUGGUCCUCUACAGCAUCCCGGAUAUCCGGCUGUUCUGGAGUCAGGACGAGCGAUUCCUCAAACAGUUCAGAGUUCAGGACAUCCACCAACCCAUCUGCUUCCAGCCGCUCAGUAAGUACCCACCUCUCCAUAACGACAUCUCCUUCUGGCUGCCGGACGACAAAGAGAGCGAGGCAGGCAGAGAGAGCUUCACGGAGAACGACUUCUACGAGCUGGUGCGCUCCAUUGGAGGAGACCUGGUGGAGAAAGUGUCUCUCGUGGACAAUUUUACACACCCAAAGACCGGGAGGCGGAGUCAGUGUUACCGCAUCAUCUACCGCCACAUGGAGCGAACUCUGACCCAGCAGGAGGUCCGACUCGUCCACCAGCAAAUCGAACAAGCUGCUGAGAGCGAGCUGGGCGUGCAGGGCCGAUUCUGACACACACACACACACACACACACAGACACACACACACACACACACACACACACACAUAAAUGUAUUUAUAUACCUCAGAGCUGUUAAGCAGCUUCGUCACAUCCCCGUAGCUGUGAGAUUUCACUGUGAGGGGAAACACGUUGAUUUCAAUAAAGAUGUCACCGUCUUUGAUGCUGCGCACACACACACACGCGCACACACACACACACACACACGCACACACACACACACACACA
Messenger RNA from Oreochromis niloticus (Nile tilapia), 749 nucleotides. RefSeq names its product phenylalanyl-tRNA synthetase 2, mitochondrial (gene fars2). The record is from RefSeq and is a predicted model, not a curated record. NCBI's taxonomy places the organism in Eukaryota, Metazoa, Chordata, Actinopteri, Cichliformes, Cichlidae. Gene Ontology annotation, molecular function: tRNA binding; ATP binding; aminoacyl-tRNA ligase activity. Gene Ontology annotation, biological process: tRNA aminoacylation. The coding region runs from base 16 to 513 and encodes 165 amino acids. The transcript is spliced from 4 exons.